Haplochromis burtoni (Burton's mouthbrooder) is the source of this 2197-nucleotide messenger RNA. RefSeq names its product synovial sarcoma, X breakpoint 2 interacting protein a (gene ssx2ipa). NCBI's taxonomy places the organism in Eukaryota, Metazoa, Chordata, Actinopteri, Cichliformes, Cichlidae. The record is from RefSeq and is a predicted model, not a curated record. The transcript is spliced from 14 exons. Bases 386 to 2179 code for a protein of 597 amino acids.
AACGGUGCCACCAAUAACAAUGCAGUUUCAUUGGACGACAGCGGAGGAAUAGACUUCAAAAAAAAAAAAAUACAAACGCCGCAGCAGCCAGAGUCUGCCCAUUAACCUGUGGAGGUAUUUUCUGGGCUGUGUCGGGAGUUUUGAUACUUAUUGCCGCUGUUGACAAGAUGUUGACUGGAGUCUACACUGGAGGUGGAGGUGUUUUCAGGGAAGGAGUGUAUUAACCGUGCCAGCAGCAGCACGGAGCUAAACUGUUGGAUUUAGUUGACCCGUUUCACGCCCUUGACGCUCUGUUCCAGUGCUGUCCUCUGAUCCACAACCCCCGGCUGCUUAAUCCAUCUCCCUGGUGACAACUUAUGACCUCGUGUCCUGAUGUGUUGGUGAUAUGGGAGAGUGGUGGACAACUGAGGCAUCAAUGGAAAACUAUGAGAUAUCCAGCAUAUCACAUGUUACGAUGUCACCCUCGAGACAGAACAGCUUUGUGUCAUCGUACUCGUUUCCCUUGGCAAAAAGCUCCUACAGUGUAAUAAGUGCCUUUUGCACAGAGGAUAACAUUCUUCAGUGCAUUUCAUACAUCAAUCAGGAGCUCGCCUCACUGGGCCUCUCCUCUACGUAUAUUGAGGCCACCUCACCAGAGGGGACUGGCCUGAAUGCAGUACCGGCUCUGAAUGCCAUGUAUGAGCUGCUACAGAUUCACAGGCGAACUAUGAGCACUGUAGAAGGGCUUGAGAAAGAGCAGCUAAAGAAAUCCAGCACCAUGGAGCUUAUGCAGACGAGCAAUACCAGACUCAAGGAUCAGUUGGAACUGUCAAUAAGGGAGAAAUCUGGUCUGCAUGAAAUGGAGAGGCAGCUGCAACUGAAAAUUAAGACUUUGCAGAGCUGCUUAAAAACAGAAAAGGAUGAGGUCCAGAAGCUCCAAAGUAUCAUUGCUAGCCGUGCCUCUCAGUACAGUCAUGAUGCCAAAAGAAAAGAGAGAGAAGCUGCAAAGCUCAGAGAGCGCCUCAGCCAGCUGCUGGUUGACAGAAAGGAUAAGAAACUAGUAGCUAUCGAUGUACUGAAUUCCUUGGGACGGUCAGAUGGGAAAAGGGGUCACUGGAAGACUGCAAAAGCGACAGCCAGCCACGAGGGUGAGAUGUACAAGUCUUUGCUCAGUGACUACGAGGCAAGUCAGAAGUCUUUGAUGCUGGAGAACGCUGAGCUUAAGAAAGUCCUCCAGCAGAUGAAGAAGGAGAUGAUUCAUAUCCUGAGUCCACGCAGUUCUUCUGGCCGAGGAGCCACUGCUGAUGACAGCCAGGAGCAGCAUCAUGAUUCAGAUGGGGAGGAGAAAACAGGAGACACCAGCAGAGAAACUCUGGAUCAGUCCUGUGAGCAUGCCAGGGAGCAGCUAACAAACAGCAUCCGUCAGCAGUGGAGGAAGCUGAGGAACCAUGUGGAGAAAUUAGACAGCCAAGUCUCUCAAGUGCAGAAUCAGCUGGAGUCUAAUAAAGAGAUGAUACCUCUGGAAACCCACGAGGAUGAGAUGGAGAGGAUGAGGUGUGAAGUCCAGCAGUGCAAAGAGUUCAUUCAUGCACAACAGCAGCUACUUCAGCAACAACUCAACACCUCGUUUGACGAUGAGACUGCCGCUCUCCUUAAUGACUGCUACACACUGGAGGAGAAGGAGCGUCUCAAAGAGGAAUGGAGGCUCUUUGAAGAACAAAAGAGAAACUUCGAGAGGGAGAGAACGAACUUCACCGAGGCUGCUAUUCGUCUGGGCCGAGAGAAAAAGGCCUUCGAAGAGGAUCGCGCUUCAUGGCUCAAGAAUCAGUUUUUGAAUUUGACUCCCUUUACAGACCGAAGGAGAUGCUCCUCAUCAGAUGGUCACAGUGCCUUAUCAGUUAGAAGUGAGCCAGAGAUCAGGAGGUCUUCAGUGAAAGCUCAGCUGGCCAAAUCAUCUACCUACACAACGUUCUCCACUCCCAGAUCUUCACAAAGUGCUGCUGUGCCAUCAACUCCUGAACUUUACCGGACACUCCGCUUAAUACCAGAAAGCAGUUCCACCAGACAUUCAAAUCGAGGACUCUGGCAAGAGUGUAGCACCAUUGAAGAUGGAGAUAAUCGGGUCAAGGCAAAAAACGGAGGUCGAUGCAGUGACUUGAGUAUUUUCUCUAUGGGUGAAGAUGAGAACAGCCUCAAUUAAAGAAGAACUUUUAAGUGC